AUGGCUAAUACAACCGUCCGAGGUGCGCAAGCAAUCCAUGGACAGAACCCACAGUAUCUAGUCGAAACUGUCAUCCGUAACCGUAUAUAUGAGUCUCCCUAUUGGAAGGAGCAGUGUUUCGCGUUAACCGCUGAAACCCUCAUUGACAAAGCCAUCGAUUUGAAAUGCAUCGGAGGAGUGUAUGGGAAUCAGAAGCCCACCGCGUUCUUAUGUCUCCUGUUGAAGCUGCUGCAAAUUCAACCAGAGAAAGAGAUAUUAAUCGAGUACCUUCAAGCGGAUGAAUUCAAGUAUCUGCGCGCUCUAGCCGCGAUGUACAUUCGCAUGACGUUCCGUUCAGUCGAAGUGUAUGAGAUUUUGGAGCCGCUGCUCAAGGAUUACAGGAAACUGCGAUAUCGGACCAAUACUGGGUACACCCUAACGUACAUGGACGAAUUUGUCGACAAUUUACUAAGAGAGGAGCGAGUAUGCGACAUCAUAUUGCCUAGGUUGGCAAAACGGUCUGUGUUAGAGGAGACAGGAGAGAUUGGACCGCGCAAGAGCCGCCUUCUCGAUGCAAUGGAGGGCAAAAGCGACGUCGGCGAAGAUCGUAGCCGCAGUCCAAGCAGAAGCAGGAGUCGCAGCAGGAGUCGCAGCAGGAGUCGCAGCAAGAGUACAAGCAGGACACCAAGUCGAAGUCCCUCUAGCAGAAGCAGGAGUCGCUCUAGGACGCCAUCGGAUGCAGGAGAGCGAUAUAUCUCUCGCAGCCCUUCGAGAUCACCUUCUGCUGCAGGAUCCAGGGAGGCGUCACCUCAGCGACCCAUUCGUUCGCGCUCACGAUCUGAAUCCCCGUAUCGCUCACGCAGCCGUAGUGUCUCUCCAGACCGUAUGAACACUGAAAUCUCGAACCGGGCU
Gloeophyllum trabeum ATCC 11539 is the source of this 891-nucleotide messenger RNA. RefSeq lists its product as uncharacterized. The record is from RefSeq and is a predicted model, not a curated record. Lineage: Eukaryota; Fungi; Basidiomycota; Agaricomycetes; Gloeophyllales; Gloeophyllaceae. Gene Ontology annotation, cellular component: precatalytic spliceosome. The annotation marks the transcript as partial. The transcript is spliced from 5 exons.